Molecule: messenger RNA, 5614 nt
Organism: Parasteatoda tepidariorum (common house spider)
Lineage: Eukaryota; Metazoa; Arthropoda; Arachnida; Araneae; Theridiidae
Source: RefSeq, a predicted model, not a curated record
AAUUGUAAAAAAUAUCAUAUAUACUGUCAUGCCUCCAUGUUGUGAUGGCGCUGUCAUCAAGGUAGAUGUUGUAAAAAGACAGAGGAGGGAACGCUCUGAUGGAGAGCGGAAGCGAAUUGUUUAGGUGGAUUGGUUAUAUUAAUUUUCUUCAAACUUCAUUUUUUUUUUUUUUUAAUAAAUAUUUGUGUUGUUAACUGGUUACCAUUUAUUUGGCCAAUUGUGAUUUUGGGAAGUAUCUGAGUGAAGAAGGGAAAAGGAGGAAAAAUUAUACAUAAUAUCACAGCACGCUCUCAUACGAGAAACAGAGCAUAAAUCAAGGUAUGAGAUUUAUCAUAUUCUGUUUAUGAAAAACAUUUUAAGAAUUGAAUUAUGAGAAGUAUUGAUUUUAAGUGAUAUUCUGAAAGAGGAGAAUAAUUGUAUUAGAUAGUAGAGAGUUGUAGGAGAUUUAGAGAAAUUAUAAUUAUUUUGGGAAUAGAAAUAAAUAGAACAAUUAUGUUUAACAUAAGGGGGAUGAAAAAAGAAGAUUUGGUAGUAGCUGCCGAAGAAUUAGGUUUAGAAGUAAAAUCGGAGCAUAAAGUUGUUGAUUUAAAGGAUUUGAUAGAAAAAAGUGAUCAAUUUAAAAAUGACUUUGAUUUUGUUAAAGAAUUUUUAAUUACUACAGUUUCCGAACGUAUUGAACGAGAGAAAAAAGAAGCAGAAUUGUUAAAUGCAGAAAAGAAUCAAAACAAAACAACAACUGAAGCAGCAUUAGAACUCGAGAAGACUAGGCUUGAGAUUGUUAAAGCACAAUUAGAAUUAACUAGAAUGCAGACAGAGAGUAAUAGCUGUAACUCCAAUGUAGGGAAUGAUUUUAGUUCAAAUAAUAAUAACUUAGAAACAUUAAUCAAAAGCGUUAAAACUUUAACUAUUUCCGUUCCUAGUAAACCCGAAUCUUGGAAUUUAUUUUUUACGUCUCUUGAAAAAGCAUUUGUAAUAAAAAAUGUUCCGGAAGAAUUAAAAGUCGAAAUAUUAUUUAACUUGUUAGGUGAACGAGCGGCACAUUUGGUAGUUUAUGCAAACGCGGAAGAAAUAAAAGAUUAUCCUAAAGUUAAAGCUUUAAUUUUAAAAGAAUUUCAACCUACCCCAGAAGCCUGUCUAGAAAACUUUCUAAACGCCAAAAGAUCUAAAAAUGAAAACCAUAUGCAAUUUGCUAGUAGACUAAGAGCCAAUUGGGACUUUUAUUGUGAACUUAAAAAUGUAAAAGAUUUUGAAACGCUGAAUGAAUUAAUAGUUAGCGAUAGAUUACUAAGUGCGUUAGACAACGAAACUCGAAGCUAUGUUAGAAUAAAACAAUUAGAUACUUGGCUUAAACCUAGGCAGAUCGCUGAAUUGUGCGAUAAUUGGUUUACCUCUAAAGGUAGAAAUUUUUCAGAAUUGUAUGAUAAUUCGGUUAACAAUCGCAAUCCGAAUGGAAACACUAAGUAUGUUCCACCACCUUUGAGAAAAUCCCCAUUUACUAGAGAAAACAAAUAUUUUCCCCACACACGCGAAUGUUAUAUCUGUUCUAGUAACUCACAUAUGGCUAAGAGUUGCCCAAAUAGAAGAAAUAAAUACUAUGAUCAAUCAAAUAAAGCCGGUAAUGAUAUUCAAAACAAAACGCGAAGUAACACACAAACGUCUAUGAAUAAAUCCAGUGAUAAUACUGCAGUUGUUACAAAUGUAAAUUCGAAACAUUUGCAGAGUUCUAAAACUUUAAAUGAAAUUAAUUUGUACCCGUUACAAAAAGUCACCAUUUCUAUUGCAAGUAGACAAAUAGACGCGAUCAUUGAUAGCGGGGCUGAGAUCUCUAUUUUGAAUACGACCCUACUUCCGUCUUUAGAAAUAGAAGCUAAGGGAAAAAUAAUUUUACAAUCCGCAUUUAAAGAACAAGUCGAGGCGAAAUUAGCUAUAUUGCCAGUUUAUUAUAAGAACCCUGACGAUUGUCUAUUUUAUAGUUCAAAUAUUUUGUUUGCUUUAACAGAUAAACUAAACAUCCCUUGUUUAAUUACACCGGACGCUUAUAAUUCUUUGAUUUAUCAAAAUGAUGAUUCAGCUAAAAUCGAAAACACUUUAGUUUUAGAAUGCGACACGUCAGUAGACGAGGGGGAAGAAAUGAAUAAAAGUUCAUCAAGGUCAGAGGAUUCAUUUUCACAAUCAGAAGAAAGUGAAACAGGGUGCGGUAUUUAUUUAAUGUCGAAUACUAAUAAAUUAUGCAGUUCUAGCGAUGAAUAUUCGGAGGCUAAUAAAUUUCGAGAAAUGCAGAAAGAUUGUUUAACUUUAAAGAAUUCUUUUAAAGAUGCUAGUUUGAAAAAGAAUAAUUUCUUUUUGCGGGAUGAUUUAUUAUUUCAUAAAGAUAAAAUUUGUGGCGAUACAAUAUAUCAAUUAGUAUUACCUAAAAUUUAUAGGGAUAAAGUUCUUCAAUUAGCUCAUAAUGAGAAUCAUUUAGGAAUACGAAAAACUAAGGAACGCAUAAAAUUAUCUUUUUAUUGGCCUAAUGUUUCAAAAGAUGUUGAAAAUUAUUGCAAAACCUGCAAAAAUUGUCAAUUAAAAAGUCCGGAGCGAAAAUCUGAUAAAAUUCCUAUAACCCCUGUCGUUAGAGCUCCAUAUCCUUUUCACACGGUAAAUAUAGAUUUAAUUGGAGAAAUUGUUCCACCCUCGGGUAGAAAACAUAAGUAUUGUUUAUGUUUAAUUGAUCAAAAUUCUAGAUGGCCCGAAGUCGUCCCACUAAAAAAUUUGUCUGCUAAGACAACAUGCGAUGCCCUUUUAGAGAUAUUCAUGCGUACCGGAAUUCCAGAAGUAAUUUGCAGUGACCAGGGUACUAAUUUUACUUCGCAAUUGACGAAAGAAUUUGAAAAUAGGUUAGGAGCAAGUCCUCGAUUUUCCACUCCAUCUUACCCAGCUUCAAAUGGUUUAGUAGAGAAAUGGAAUAGGGUAUUUAAACAGAUGUUACACCAUGUUAUCCGUUCAGAUCCUACCGAUUGGGAUAAACAUAUUCCAUAUUUACUUUUUGCGUACCGCGAAGUACCAAAUUGUACGACGGGAAUAUCUCCUUUUAAACUUAUGUAUGGACGCGAAGCUAGAGGCCCUUUGUCAGUUCUAAAAUCUUCUUGGUCAGGUGAGAUUCCAUUACCCUUAAAUCUUAGCAAUUCGGCUGUAGAUUAUUUACAGGAAUUAAAAAUAAAUUUGGAAAAGGCGGCAGAUCUCGCUUCUUUGACUACAACUAAGAAACAAAAUUCUUACGCUCAUUAUUUUAACCGAAGUACAAGAAUGAAAGAGUUUAAGAAAGGUGAAUUAGUCUAUUUACUCAUUCCGGAUUCUUCGAAUAAACUGUACGCAAGAUGGACAGGACCAGGCGAAAUAAUAGAACGAGUUAAUCCUAAUUCAUAUAAGGUUAAAUUACCAGAUGGCAAUGUGCGACAUAUUCAUGCUAACAAAAUAAGACAUUUUCAUGCUAGAACACAAACCGUGGGAGUUAUUUUUGAAGAUGAUGUUGAAUUUGGUGAAAUUCAUCCUACACCAAUUAUAACACCUUCGUUAGGAAAAGAUGACAUUGAGGUAGAUGUUAGUCAUUUAGAAGAAAGUAAACAAACAGAGUUGCUUGAACUUUUGCACAAGCAUGCAUCAUUAUUCUCCGGUAAAGUACAAGUCGCUAAUGUAGGUGAACAUAAAAUUCGAUUAAUACCAGGUGCUGAGAGGAAGAAACCCUACAUUUACAAAAUCCCCGAAUCUUUAAAGACUGAAGUUGACAAACAAAUUUCAGAAUUAGAAAAUCUAGGUCUUAUUGAGCCCAGUGAAGCAGACAUUGCGUACCCAGUAGUUUGCGUGGCAAAGAAGGAUGGUAGUAUGCGUUUAUGCAUCGAUUUCAGACAUUUAAAUGCUGUAACAAAACCCUUUGAUUACCCAAUGGAAAAUUCAUCAGAUCUCAUCAACCAAAUUGGACAUGCUAAAAUUAUAACUUGCCUAGAUGUAUUAAAAGGGUACUGGGAAAUUCCUUUAGAAGAGGAAAGCCGUGAUCUUACUUCAUUUAAAACUCAUCGAGCCCAAUAUAGAUGGAAGGUAAUGCCAUUUGGUCUCCGCAACGCAGCAGCUUCUUUUCAGAAAGUGAUGAACAGUGCUUUAAGUGAAUAUCGUGAAUUCUGCAAAGCAUAUCUCGAUGAUAUAGCUAUAUUUUCUUGUGACUGGGAUACACAUCUUAAACAAUUAGAUAUGGUACUGUCUAAAUUAACUGAUCUAAAAUUCACUGUUAAUGUCAAGAAAUGUGUUUUCGCAAAAACACAAAUCAAGUAUUUAGGUCAUAUUAUAGGAGAUGGUAGACAUGAACCAGAUCCUGAAAAGCUUCGUGCUAUUGAAAUCAUCGAAACACCUAAAACCAAGUCAGCUUUAAAAAGUGCUUUAGGUCUCUUUAAUUAUUACAGAAAUUAUAUACAAAAUUAUGCUGAGAUAGCAAAACCACUGACGGAUUUAACCAAAAAGAAAGUUCCAGAGCUUAUUCCUUGGACUGACGUAGAGGAAUUAUCCUUCCAAAAACUAAAGAAGAAGUUGAUUGAAGCUCCUUCUCUUUAUACUCCAGAUCCUAAAAAACCGUAUGUUAUACAGUGUGAUGCAAGUUCCUAUGGUGUUGGUGCUUGCUUAUCCCAAAGAGAUGAUAACGGUCAACUUUGCCCCAUCAGUUUUGCUAGCCAAAAACUGAACAAAGUGCAGCAGAACUGGGCUACGAUUGAACGUGAAGCGUAUGCUGUAGUAUGGUCGAUUAAAAAGUUCGAAAAUUACGUGUUUGGUGCGAAUAUUGACAUUAUAACUGAUCAUAAUCCUUUAAUAUUUUUACAGAAGUCAGCACCCCAAUCUGCUAAGUUGCAACGGUGGGCUUUAGCUCUCCAAAGGUACAAUAUUCAUAUCACACACUGCCCAGGUGCUCAAUUAAAAAAUGCUGAUGGUCUAUCAAGACUAGUAAGUGAUUAAAUGUUUUGUGUACUUAUUAAAAAACAAUCUAACAUAUAUGAUAACCUGUUUUAUAACAAGGCUUCUUUUCAUCUGUAAAUAUAUAUAUGAGUAUUAUUGAAAUUGAAUAUCUAUUGCAAUAUCGUAUCAAUUGUAUCAAGGAUUCUUUUCAUCUGUAAUUGUUUAUACAUACCAGUUUUAUAGAAAUUUGAUUUGUUUAUUGUAUAUAUUAUGUGUUAUAGCCAGGCAACUAUACAUCUGUCAUAUUUCUACUAUUUUCAUUUUGCAUAUUUUAUGUGUAAGUAUUUGUAACAAGUAUUCUAUUCAUAUGUUUUAUUUACAAUUAAGUGUUAAAUAUAUUUUUAUAUAUAUAUUAUCCUAUUGUGUGGAUCAGAUUUCGCUAUACCAGGUGUAGCGCAAUCUUGUCGGAGGGGUGUCAUGCCUCCAUGUUGUGAUGGCGCUGUCAUCAAGGUAGAUGUUGUAAAAAGACAGAGGAGGGAACGCUCUGAUGGAGAGCGGAAGCGAAUUGUUUAGGUGGAUUGGUUAUAUUAAUUUUCUUCAAACUUCAUUUUUUUUCUUUGUUAAUAAAUAUUUGUGUUGUUAACUGGUUACCAUUUAUUUGGCCAAUUGUGAUUUUGGGAAGUAUCUGAGUGAAGAA